AUGGACUCCGAAGCUUCUUGGCAUCUCUGGAGCUUUGAUGCUCUGCGGACUCCGAAGCUCCUCUGCUCCCGUCCGAUAGCAGCCGGAGGGAAGAGGUGCACCAGCAUGAUGGCGGUCAAGGCCGAGCGGGUCUGGGCUCCAGUACAGGCCCCUCGCCAGCCCGCCAGCGUGCCUCGUGCGCGGCGCCCUCGGGAGACGCGAGCGCCCAGUCUGUCGUUAAUCCCCGUGUCUUUACACCGAAGGCAGAGGCUGACGCCAGCGACAGGGCGCUGCGAGAGCAAGCGCUUCCGUGGUGGUACAGUGGCUAUUGAGACUUCAGGGUACAUAGAAAUCACCGUGGAGAGAAUGAUGGCACGAAGCAGACUGUUUCCUCUGCCUGACAGCUGUGACAGCACGCAGACACACGGCCUUGCUCGCUGUAACGCUGCUGAUACCCUUGCUGUGAGGCAGAAGAGGAGGAUCUAUGAUAUCACCAACGUUUUGGAGGGGAUUGAUCUCAUUGAGAAGAAGUCAAAAAACAGCAUUCAGUGGAAAGGAGUAGGUGCUGGCUGCAAUACAAAAGAAGUCAUAGACAGGCUGAGGUAUCUGGAAGCUGAAAUUGAAGACCUAGAGCUAAAAGAAAAAGAAUUGGAUCAGCAGAAACUGUGGCUUCAGCAAAGUAUCAAGAAUGUAAUGGAUGAUUCUACAAACCACCAGUUUUCAUAUGUCACCCAUGAAGAUAUCUGCAACUGCUUCAAUGGAGACACACUUCUAGCAAUUCAAGCACCUUGUGGUACACAGUUAGAAGUACCUAUACCCGAAAUGGGACAGAAUGGACAGAAGAAAUACCAGAUCAAUCUUAAAAGUAGUUCAGGACCUAUCCAUGUGCUGCUUAUAAAUAAAGAGUCAAGCUCCUCCAAGCCCAUGGUGUUUCCAGUUCCCCCGCCCGAUGACCUUGCACAGCCCCCAUCCCAACCUGCAGCUCCAGCAACUCCCCUGAAACCUGCUGCAGCUCCUCAAAAUCCACCAGAAGAGCGUGAUCUGAACCCAGGACAAGAGUUACCGCAGACAUCAGUUGCGGACACGCCAUCAGACAGCGGCGCGCAGCAGAGCAGUACAACCCCAGCAGCUCCAUACUCCAGCCUUCCGGAGUCGGUGUUGUACCCCAGCCUUUCAGGAGAUGUUGCCCAAGCCACAGCUAGCUCAAAUGACUACCAGAGCUUGCUGCCCCUGGAUGUUAACUGUCUUCUCAAGCCAAACUCGUUCGACAUAGCAAAGAUGGAGGAGCCCGCAGGAAAUAUCGGUGGGGAUAUUAUUGAUGAACUCAUGUCUUCUGACGUUUUUCCUCUCUUACGACUCUCUCCUACUCCCGGAGAUGACUACAACUUUAACCUGGAUGAUAAUGAAGGAGUCUGUGAUCUCUUUGAUGUGCAGAUACUAAAUUAUUAGAUAUUGUGUCAACCAGACUACUUAUCUACCUCUAACUAUAACAUUCUAGACUUCUUCAUAACCCAAGUAUUUGAAUAAUGAAUGUAUAACUUCUUAGUUCACUGACUCUGGGAGUAUAUUUCCUUUUGCUUCCUUUAACUACUUCACAAAACAAAUUCAACCACCAGAACAAAGGGCUUUUGUGAAAAAUUCUGGCACGUUUUUUCACCUGAGUGUCUUCUGUGUAAUCCAAUUAUUUGGAGUUUUCUUUAGUAAGAAAAGUGGAAAUGCUUUAUAGCCUUUUGAUCGUUUUUAAAAAAAUGAUUCGGCUUCUUGCUCACAGUUAACAGCAUUUUCGUUGAAGCUUUACUGCCAAGAAGCUUUCUAUAUAUUUUUUUUUAACUUUUCAAUCAAUUUUGAAGCUUUCACUGCCAAGCUGAAAAGUGAAGGGUAUCAACUUGAGUUAUGCUAAAUUGUUUCAGUGAACCGAUUUUGUGAAGUGCCUUCUGUUUUAGCACUUUAAGUUUCUCACACUGACUUCUGACAUUCCACUUUCCUAGAUGAUAGGAAAGGUCUGUUUGUAGUUUGUAUUAAAGUGUGCCAAUACUUGUAUAUUAACAAGAUUUUUUUUAAUAAAAUUGUACAAACAAA
Opisthocomus hoazin is the source of this 2058-nucleotide messenger RNA. Lineage: Eukaryota; Metazoa; Chordata; Aves; Opisthocomiformes; Opisthocomidae. The record is from RefSeq and is a predicted model, not a curated record.